AUGCUAUACUUCCAACGUCCUCAAAAUUUCCUCACAAUCUUCAUCGCCAUCUAUCUCGCACAAUUCUCUUUGACAGUAACAGCUGUUGAAUGUAUAAUUGGAUUUGGUCAACAAAAAGGAGGACCCGCUCUUUGUAAUGACAAAGACUUUGUUCAAUGGAAAUGUCAAACUCCUUCCUGUAGUAGAGAUGGUCACCUCUGGAUACCUAUGACUUCUUGUUUGUAUAAUGGUGUGGCGGGCUCUGGUGUGAGUAACCAACAAUGCGCGAGUUAUAAUCUCCAAUUCCAAGGCAAUUACGAAUGUAUCAAUCCAGGUCGGAAUCGGUACCUUUGCCCUUAUACCCCCUCUAAUGUUCCCUUCAUUACAUGUACAAGCUGUUACAAAUGA
Molecule: messenger RNA, 387 nt
Organism: Melampsora larici-populina 98AG31
Lineage: Eukaryota; Fungi; Basidiomycota; Pucciniomycetes; Pucciniales; Melampsoraceae
Exons: 5
Coding region: 1-387 (128 amino acids)
Source: RefSeq, a predicted model, not a curated record